This is a messenger RNA of Myxocyprinus asiaticus (Chinese sucker), 5661 nucleotides long. RefSeq lists its product as uncharacterized. The record is from RefSeq and is a predicted model, not a curated record. Lineage: Eukaryota; Metazoa; Chordata; Actinopteri; Cypriniformes; Catostomidae. The coding region runs from base 7 to 3282 and encodes 1091 amino acids. The transcript has 19 exons.
AGCGGCAUGACGCUGGAAGUUGCUGUUGGGUUCAGAAAACAAACCAGGAUGGAAGAUCAGGACAGAAUGAGUCAGGCGUCCAGCAUUGCCACAGUCUCCUUUCUGCCAGUUAGAGACAAGUUUCAUGAAAAGGUGCAGACGUUUGGAAAGAGGUGUCAAGCAGUUAAGAGAGACCCGAACUGCCCUGUGGUCAUCAGAGGAUGGCUCUACAAGAGGGACAGCACUGGGUUGAAGUUAUGGAAGAGAAGAUGGUUUGUUCUCUCUAAUUACUGCCUGUAUUAUUAUAAAGACAGUAGAGAAGAAUCCGUGCUGGGCAGUAUUCCUCUUCCCAGCUACAAGAUUCUGUACUGCUCCCCUAGAGAGUGCAGGAACCGUAAAUAUGCAUUCAAGGUUGUCCAUCAGGGAAUGCGCCCAUAUAUUCUUAGUGCUGAUACUCAGGAGGACAUGUUGGGCUGGGUCAGGGCUCUCAGCCAAUCAGCAAGCAUGGAAGCUGAUGAUAUCAUCAACAGACGCUGUGCCAGUUUUCAGGACUUCACUCAGAUGAGGGGUGACACUGAAACUAUGGAGCUCCAGCACACGGCAACAUUUCCAGAGAGGAAUGCCCAGAUUGCAACGAAAUUGACCAGGGUUCAGACAGAACCAAGUCUGCUCGAUCAACACCAGAUGACGCCAGAACUGAGGGGAAGACAUGAGACUAGACAGAGAGCUUCUGAGGAUAUUGAGGGCUUUUUGAAUUUGAGAAAUGCAGAUGAGGAGCCUCUUUCCUUCUUAUUUCCAAAAGCAUCCUUGGGAACGCUUCCUCCAUUUCAGUAUGGGUCACAGUAUCAUGGUUUUACGAGCAGAUCAGAUGUUUUGCCACUGGAUAAUUGCUCAAAUUCUCCCCUGUCACCCUAUAUCUACACAGUGGCCUCAGAGAGAGGACAUCUACCUGACAAGAACUGUGUAUUUGAGUUUCAGACAUGUUCACUGUGCUACUGCUCUAAUUAUCAAACAUCAGAACACGUGACAAUGUGCAAGACAGGGCAAUCUGAUAUCCUCAUGGAAAGAGAAAUACAGCCAAUCAGAGAUCUAGAAAAUGAUACAGAUGUGGUGCUCACUCGUUUGUGUGGUUGUGAUAAAGUACUGCAGUCACUUUCUAUGCAAAUGGCUCAGUUACAGGCAGAUAAGAAAAGUGUAGAGUAUACUUUAGAAAUGAGAUGGCUGGAGAUGGAGGAUGGACUUCAUGGAGAACAAAAAGUAUCUCAGAAGGCUUUGCUUCAAGAGGAACUGGUCACACUGAGAGCCAGAAUAUGUGACGUGUCACUGGAGAUGGAAAGAUCGUGGAGUGAUUAUGAGCGAAUGGAGAGCGAGCUCUCUGUUUUCUAUUCACAUUUACAGCACAUUCUUCACUUUGGAACACCACAGGAGCAGUGUCAGGCACAGAGGCAACUCUGGAUGAUGGAGGAUAUCUUGUGCGGUCUGCGAGUAAAUAAGAACCGCUUUAUGGGCUUACUGGGUCUACAGACACAGGGAGUUCCUCAGCCAGUUUCCUACUUUGAGGGUGAGACAGGAGCUCACAACAUGGACUGUGUGACCGAGAUGCAGCAUCAGGACUUUAUGAAAACUCCCCAGAGCUGUAAGAGAUGGCCCCAAGAGAGCUCUGCCCAUGAGAGCAGGACAACCACUGAACAUGACACCACCGAAUCCCUGCAUGAACCGCUGCGUUUGACGCGUGUUUUGACGACUACUCUUCCAACAGCAUUAAUUGCUGAGCGAAUUUUCGUAGAGGACCCCCCUCCUGAGCUGCAAAUCUCCCAGCAGUCAGGACUCAAGAAUAGCAAGAGGAGCACUCCAAAGAAACCAAGCAGAAUGUUGCAUGAGAUGGCCGAUAAGAACAGAAAUAUUCACUGGGCAGAUGUUUCAGAGGAGAGGCCUCAAAAGAAAUCGGCACAAAAUUCCAACAGUCGGGCCAAAGAUAAGGAACUUUCUACAAUGUCUGAAAGGAAGGGCUGGGCACACCAACAGCAUGAGCUCGAGCCUGGAGCCUUGAGCCUAACAAACUCUGAGUCUGACUGUGAACCUGCCGCGACCAAUCAGAAGCGAGAAACCAAACUCAGACAAAUGGAGCACAGAGUUUUGAGUGCAGCCAGAGAGAAAUUCAUAGACGAUAUUCAUCCGCUGAAACUCAUUACGGCCAAUGAAAAAGAGACAGACAUCAAGAAGUACACGUCAGAUUCGGCUGUUCCACAUGUGAGCAGUGGCUACAGAGGUGAUGGAUGCAAAUCCCAAAACAACAGCAAACUGACGGUCAACUCACUGAUGCCGCAAUGUGAUGAUGCAAGAGUCCACACUGAACUGGAGGACAUGUCAUCACACCAAUCACCUUCCAAUGACAUCAUUGUCAUAGAGAGCCACUCUAUUAAUCACAUUUCAACUCUCACUGUAUUUAAGGGACAUCAGGGAAACAAUCACACAAACAAACCUCAAAAAAAGAACAGAAGUUCUGACCGACAAAAAUUUUCCGUCUCUACUAAUCUGAAAUCAGAAUGUUUUCUGUCAAAUAAACAAUGGUGCGAGUCAGUCCCGGUCUGCGUUCAUGAUCCAAAACCUCAAGUAUCUAUCCCUUCAGUGGAACACCAACAAUCAGACCAAGAAUGCAAUCAAACACUUGCCAGCCAAAUUAUUGAAAACAUCUCAUCAUCUGCACAAAGUAAUUUGUCUGAAACUGUACAUCCAACAAGUGUUUCACAGGAGCCAAAUGUGGAAGAUUGUGUGGAGGAAACCACGUUCUUUAUGGCAAAACUUAAUCAAACUAACGGAAAAGGCUCCAUAAACCUAAAAGAAGUAGGCCUACCCAAUCAACAACCAGACACUCAAACUAAUCAAACAACCACAACAUCUGACAAUCAACUGAUGUGCGCUUCUGAUCAAUCGAAACUAGAGCAUCGCAUCUAUGAGGAAAUUCAGUUUAGUUCACCCAGAUCAAAAGAUGUCAACAGGAAGAGAAAUACUAUCAGUGGAGAUGAAAUACAGUUAUCAAACCUCACCGUACAUGAUGAUCUUGCACCAUCACACUCACUCAAUUACAAAGCUGCCAGUGAAGUUAAUGGCGAGUACAGUACCAUAAAUACAGAGGAAAAAACAUGUCAGGAGGUAUCAAAGAGUAGAACAGGAAGUGAUGUCACAUGCAAGAGAGGGAAAGGGCAGAAGAUUUACAGCUCUAUCACAAAGAGUUCAGUUGUUGUCAACCAUCACGUGCAGGAUUGCAGGCCACGUAUAACCAUGGUAAGCACCAGCCUGUAGAAUGAGAUUGUUUAGAGCAGUGGUUCUCAACUGGCGGUUCACAACCCAAAAAUGGGUUGCAUGUCUGUUCUGUCACAGACAGCAGAGAAAAACAAUGCUGGUCAUUUUUCUACAUCAAGUACUCGAGGGGCAAUGACAUGUACAUAACUAUAUACAUAUAUAAUAACAUUUCUGACAAGCGUCUUUGGCUGCUGCAUUGCGUCUUGUUGUUCCAGUGUAUUGUCUAUUCAUUUUUAUAGGCUGUUAUAAAAUAAUCUGUUACAAAAUGUACAAAAGAUUGCAUAAUCAAAAUAUAAUGCAUCAUAUUUUGUCAUUAUGUGAAGAUUCGCUGCCCAACUCAAUGAAAGAAUAUGCACAACACAUGUCUGUUUGUUCUUCCUUCAGGUUACCGUAGUAAUCUUAAUACGUGCGCACCAGUUUUUUCGUGACUGUCUGAACCAUCUAUUUUCAAAUCUUGGUUGGCUUAACAGGAGACGCCAUAACCAUCGUGUUUUUAAUAUGAGUGUUAAGUUGAAGUUCAGUUUUGACGACGCUGCAUUCUGUUCCAUUUAGCUGCAUUCUGUCUAGCUGAUUGAAACACUCGCCUGCUGUAUAUGCGCUGCUUCAACGCAUUGAGUCCACUGCCACACUCCUGGUGUGUGUGUCUCCAAGUGUUCGCUCCUGUGGGGAAAGCCGCGAUGCUCCUUAUUGUUGUUGCUGUGAUGAUUCAUGAAGCUUCCAUUCAACUCGGAGAGUCAGAAUUUCCACCUUUCAACUGGGGAAAGUGCAACGGAAUGAUACUUUGUCAGACUUCUUACUUGGAAACUCGUGCAGAAAUAUUCAACUCCCCAUUUCGUCGAGAUGCAGGUGUGUCACGCAAACAUGUCGGCACACAGGGCAAGGAGGUUUACAGUCAUUGACAAACAUUCACUUUUUAUUAAAUAAUAUCCAUUAAUGAGUCAAAGUUCUUACAAUAAAUGAUAAUAAAAUGUGUUUAGCAAACAUUUUGCAGAGACAGGUUUUCAAAACAUGGUUACUCUUUUGAUUAUAGUAACGAUAGCAUUGCAGCGUCGUAUAUCAGUUUGGUUGCUAUGAGACGUCUCUGACAAUCAAUGUACCCCUCAAAAUCACAACGUAAUCAAUCUCAAAAUUAAAAAUAAGCUCCCUCUUUGACAUGUUUGUGUUUAGUUAUCAGGUAAUUGUCACUGAAUUUCGAAUUAAGUGAAAAGUCACAUCAUACAUGAUCACCAUUGAUCAUCGUUUUCAUGAUCGAUCAUUGCUGCCACGUCCGAGUACCCGAGAACUCGUGCACAUCCCUACUAAAUACAAAUAAUAAAAUGCAGCUAAACUAAUUGUGCAUAAUUAGGAUAACAAAAUAAACUUCCUUAUCAACAAUUUUCCACUUCUUUUGUUGUUGAUGUUAAAGGCUCUACAACCAAUCAAACCAACAGUAUUUUGGAGCAAAUUCUAAAAGUUUUCCAAAUUAAGCAGAUGCCAACAUGGAGAGAUUAACCCUCAUCCUCAAAAACCAUUAACAAAAAUACAACCCGACUACAUUAAAUAUGGGUCACAUUUGGUAGUUAGUGUUGGGUCACCACUUGAUGUUCAAUAAUAUACAGUCUGAGUUCUGAAGAAAAACUAGUUGAGAAUCCAGUAGUUUAGAAGAUUUGAUGAAAGUGUGAGGGAAAGAGGCAAAAAGACACAAAAAAGAGAUACAUUACAGAUAAUAAAACAGCAGAGAUGAGAAGUGGACAGAUGGUAAAGCAUAAAAUGAAAGGAAUGAAUAAAACAAAAGAACCCAUUUCCAUUCAUUAUAUGCUGAACUGUGUGCAGUUGGAUAUUGUACCAUGUUAUUACAAGAUUACAAGAAAUGCAAGAAAAACUACUUGUCGAAAAGCUGCCAGUUUUUGUUGAGAAUUGGUCACAGACUUGGCAUUUAGGAACAUGAGACUACGUUUUCCAAAAUCUAGCUAAAUUGAGUAAAAAUAAAGUUUUUACAGAAAAGUUAAUUAACUAUUGAGAUUAAAAGUUUAUAAACUGACCUGGACAUUUUACAUUCAUGUUAAACAAAGCAUUAAUCAAUUAUCAGCCAAUUUUAUAUCUGUGUGACUACUACUGUCUAACAUUGUAAUCUCAUGUGUGGAUAAUCGAUGGCUUAUGAUUUCGCCAAGUAGGACAUCGUUGAUGAUCCUGGAACAACAUUUCUACCAACUAUUUGUGUAUUGACCCAUUACGUUUGAUAUUGAAAAACACUCCCUGCUUGGCAAAAUCAGUCACUGUGGCUAAUGGUCUGAAAAUGUUAGAAGUGAUUUUAAUAAAAUAACUUUGUACUUUCAAGUGUCAUAUUCAGAGUUAUGUAAUGCUGCUUUGAUUGUUUUAUCUCAUUAAACUGUUUUUGAA